UUUUUUAAAAUCGAUUCCUGGCCUGAUAAUGUAAAAAUCGACUUUUGUACGAAUUUGCAUAAAUUUUUAUGCGAAUUGACGGAUUUUAGAUUUAAAAUGUUAGGAUUGACGGUAUUAUAUCUUCCUUUGGAAGGAAGUGAUCUCAGUAUUGAUGAAGCAAGUGUCAAUAAAGAUUUGGCAAAAAGACUUGAAUUAGUGUUAAGUUAUUGGUUAAAUCAGAUGAAAAUUGCCAUCACCGAUAAGGAACAAUUGGCAACUAAUGAAUUAUUGUGCGUUAAAGAUGAAUAUGAUUUUUGGGCCUAUAGACAUAAAAAUCUCAGUGGAUUAAUGUAUCAAUUAAAAUUGCCUCUAGUUAGGCAUAUUAUUAAUAUUUUGACAAAUUCACAAUCGACAUAUAUGAGACAAUUUUUCCUCUUGAAUGAGGAAAUAAUAAAUUCAGUUAAAGAAGCGCAAUCGAAUAUUGAAUUUUUGACAAUUUUAAAGCAACCUUGCACAGAACUUGCCGAAAGUUCAACACCAAUGGAAAUUGUUCAACAUUUACCGAAAAUAAUACAACUUUUUCGUGUAAUUUGGCUGAAUUCGCCGUAUUUGAAUUCCACUGAGAAAAUAAAUCAGUUAUUUGAUUUCUUGAGUAAUCAGCUCAUCAAGUGUUGCAUUGGAUUUAUUAAUUUGACGGAAAUUUUUUCUGGAAAGACAAGAAAAUCUAUGAAAAUUCUCGAAGAAUGCAUUGGCAGUUGUCGAAAGUACAUGGAAAUUUAUGAUCGUAUUGCCGAAGCUCAUGACAAAGCCACCGACGUUAAAUGGACUCUGAAUAGAGAAGAAAUAUUCAAAAAUAUUUUUAUUUUUGUCGAGAGAUGUGAAAACCUGAUCGAAAUUUGCCAAGCCAUGAUAGACUUUGGAAGAAUGGACGAGACGAUGACAACGGGAAAACCAUUUUUUCGCGGUACGAGGGGACCAGAAUUUGAGGCAACUUGUCAAAAUAUUGAGGACGAAUUUAUUAAUUAUUUGAAUUCGGUGAAAUUAAUUUCCCAUAAAAUUUUAAAUGUCCAUCAAGUGACUUGGCACGAUGAUAUGUUCAUUUUUCGUGGUAAAAUGAAGGAUUUGGAAAUAAUGAUCGAAAAUUUACUCAAUAUUGUGUUUAGCUACAAUGACACGAUUGAAGAUGGUGUCUAUGCGCUUUAUGGCUUUUACAAUUAUCUCAGUCGAGAAACUUUGAAGCCAAUUUUUGAAAAUAAAACCACACGCAUAUGGAGAAUGUUUGAAAAGAGAAUUCUCGACGCAAAAACUGAGGUGAUUGAUGAGAGGGAGAAAUAUCCGGCAAUGUUACCCUAUUAUUCGGGGAGAGCGAAAAAUUUACAAAUGAAAAUUGCCAAACUUGUGAGGAUACGUGAAUUAUUGAAACACGCCGAUUGGAUGCCAUUUUGUAAUAUUGCUGACGUGAUAUGUGAAAAAUACGAUAGUCUCGUGCAAUCGCUGAAUGGAAUUGUUAAGACUCUUUAUAGAAAAUGGAUUAAUUACAUUGGCGAGAAUCCACAGGAGCGAUUAAAUUGCUUUCUAAUGAAGAGAAAAAGUGACGAAAUUAAUUAUAAACUUGAAUGCAAUAUGGAUCCGCUUAUUUUAGAAUUGUGUCGUGAUGUCAAUCAUUGGCCCGAUUGGGAUUUUUUGAUACCAAACGACAUACAAAUAAUUACCGAUAAAGCCGAAACAUUGCUCUUUGUCUACGAGAGCGUUAUUUUUGUUGUUUUGGCGUACAAUAAAAUUUUAGAUGUACUCUCUUGUGAGGAGCAACUUUUGUUCAAGAAUUUAAUUAAAAUUUUGGAUCGUCAAAUUCAACCGGGAUUGGUGAAAUUAACAUGGAAUUCUGAUUUUAUAGAAGCAUUUGUUAAAGAAUGUACAAUUCACACAAGAAAGCUCCAGGAAAUAAUUGACACGUACAAAACUUGUAAUUUACAAAUAAUGAAAAUUUGUGAAAAUAUUUGUGAAAUUUCGUUAGUUCAAAUUCGACCAAAUUAUUCCUACGCCUUGUCGGAUUUAAUUCAGGAUAUUUUAAAUUCAAGGGACCAAGCUUACGAUAAUAUUGUGAAAAAUCACGAAAUUAUUGUUCAACUUUUGUUUGUCGUGUACCAUGGAUUUAUGCACGUUAUUGAAAAAACUCUUACAGAGUGGACUAUUUAUUUGGCGAAAUUGGAUACACUUUUGGAAGAAGCUUUUAAAGUGUGUUUGAAUAAUUCACUAAAUGUAAUAUUCGAAGCUCUACAUGGAGAUGGCACAACAGCUCCAUCGCCUCUUCUAUUAAUGGAAGCAGAAUUAUUAGACACAAAGAUAAAUUUCAAUCCGAGUUUGACUGAAAUUUCCAAUUUUUUUGACGAUAUUCUAAUGUGUCUUGUGCAACCCUUGAAAUUAAUUGAAAGAUUACAACAAUCUUUUCAUAGUAAUUCACCGAUUUCGAAACCAUUUUGGGAGAUUUUGUUAAAUGAUACAGAAACUGCUCGAUUACAACAAGCUUGCAAUAAAGAAGUAGGUUACUGUUUUACGCAAAUUCAAAAUUACUUGAAAACUUGGGAACCAUUUCGAGAUUUAUGGGAAAUUAAUAAGGACCAGUUUAUCGAAAGAUACGAAAAGUCAAAUCCAAGUGUAGCAUUAUUUGAUGCGGAUAUUGGCCAGUAUACGGAAUUGGCUAAUAAUGUUCAACAACAAGACACGAUGGUGACAGUUCAAUUUGUGAAUAUUAAUUGUGAGAAACUAAAGUUAUCUGUCAUUGAUCAAUGUUUCACAUGGCAGGAGAAGUUUAUUCAAUUACUAUUGAGAACUGCAGAUGAGAAAAUUAAUGGAAUCUACAAAUAUAUUUCGGAAAAUAGUAGAAAAAUACAGAAAAUGCCCACAGAUCUUGUGACAAUGCAAAUGAGUAUGAAAUUCUUUCAGAAACUUAAGACCGAAGUUUCUAAAAAAGAGGGCGAAUUCCCUGAGAUUCGCGAGCAGUAUCAAACAUUAGAAAAAUACGAGGUUCAAAUGACUUUGGAAUUUAAGAGGCGAGUCAGAGAUUUAGAUUCGAUAUGGUCUGAAUAUUUGGAAUUAUUGGCAACAUGCGAAAUUUCGCUAUUGGAGAAAAAGGAUGAAUUUAAAAAUAAAUUGCUGCAAGAAACUGUUUUCCUGAAAGCGCUAAUUUUAAAAUUAGUAACAAGAUUUUAUGACGAGGGACCUUUUACUUCAGAAUGGAUUACUAAAGAUGCUAUUCAGUGGCUCGUGAAAUUUCGUAAGGAAAUGUCAGAAUUGUCAACAAAGGAAAAAAUUCUAAAAGCGAAUUUAUCAAUUUUUGCCAUUAGUCAUCCUGAUUCGAUAGAAUUAAUUAAAUUGGACAAGGACGUGACUGCUAUUGAACUUGUGUGGAGUCUUACUAACGAUUGGGACCAAAGUUGGGAGAAUUAUAAGACAGGAAAUUUCUGGAGCAUUGACUUAAGUGAAAUGAGCGAAACUGGAAAUGUACUUUUUAGAAAACUCACUAGAUUGUCCAGAGAAUUGAAGGAGAAAAAUUGGGAAAUUGUCGACAACUCAAGAUCACGAGUUGAUAAAUUUCGAAGAACUCUUCCAUUAAUUACGGAUCUAAAAAAUACGGCGAUGAGAGAACGUCACUGGAUGAAAGUAAAGGAAUUAGUACAAAGGGAUUUCGAUGAAAAUUCUCAAGAAUUCACCUUAGAUGUAAUUGCGGAAAUGCAAAUGCAUUUAGUUGCUGAUGAAAUUGGUGAAAUUUCCAACGCCGCAACAAUGGAACUUGGAAUAGAAUUGGGACUGAGAAAUAUUAGUCAAAUUUGGAACGUAAUGCCAAUAGAAAUGAUGGCUUAUAAAGACAAAGGAGUCUAUCGAUUAAAAACAGUGGACGAAAUUAAUCAAGCUUUGGAGGAACAUCAGGUUCAAUUAUCUGCCAUGAAGUCGACCAAAUUUGUUGAGCCAUUUGCUGAUCAAGUUGAUUAUUGGGAACGUGCUUUGUCGACAGUUGGGGAAGUUUUGGAAAAUGUUUUGAUGGUACAGAGAGGAUAUGUUUAUUUGGACAAUAUUCUUAAUGCGGAAGAUAUUAGAAAACAAUUGCCACAAGAGACGGAGGAUUUCAGUAAAAUAACCGAAGCCUGGGCUAAAGUUACUUCGAAAAUGUCUGAAGCUGCUUUCGCCAUUCCUGCAACCCAAGAACAAAGUUUACUCAAUGUUUUACUCGCUCUAAAUAAAGGAUUAGAGUCAAUUCAAAGAGCUCUUGAGCAAUAUUUAGAAAUAAAACGACACAUAUUUCCGAGAUUUUACUUCAUCUCCAAUGACGAUUUAUUAGAAAUUCUUGCGAAUUCAAAGAAACCGGAACUUAUUCAGCCGCAUAUGAAAAAGCUUUUUGAUAACAUCAAGUCCCUAAAACUGAUUAAGACUACGACAUUGAAAUUUAUUGCCGAGGGAAUGCUCUCCAGUGAAGGCGAAUAUGUUGAAUUUUUAAAGCCUGUUCUUUUAGAAGGACCUGUUGAAAAAUGGUUAUGUGACAUUGAGAGUGCAAUGAGAGUUUGUUUGAGGGAACUUUUACGACAAUGUCGGGCGGCUCUUCGAAAAAUGACAACGAAGCGAGAUAAAUGGGUGAAAGAUUGGCAAAGUCAACCUGGAAUAACUGCAACGCAAAUUCAGUGGACCACAAAUUGUACGAGGACCCUCAUGCUUUGCAAAUUAUUAGAUUCGAAAAAACCGUUAAAAAAAUUGAGAAAGAAGCAAAAUCAGGCACUCGCUAAAUAUUCAGAAGCAAUCCGUGGAAAUUUGAGUAAAUUACAGAGAUUGAAGUUCAAAGCAAUUGUUGUUAUUGAAAUUCAUGCAAGAGAUGUAAUUGAAAAAAUGUACAGAAUUAACUGCAGAGAUUCGUCCGCUUUUGAGUGGUUGUCGCAAUUGAGAUUUUAUUGGGAAAAGAAUAUUGACAACUGUAUUGUUCGACAGACGAAUACUUCUUUUAUUUAUGGAUACGAAUAUCUUGGCAAUUCUGAACGAUUAGUAAUCACGCCUCUAACUGAUAGGUGCUACAUAACUUUGACGACUGCGCUUCAUUUGAAUCGGGGAGGAAGUCCCAAAGGACCGGCAGGAACGGGAAAAACAGAAACUGUCAAAGAUUUAGGAAAAGCAUUGGGUUUCAAUGUAAUCGUUACAAAUUGUUCCGAGGGUUUAGAUUACAAGAGUAUGGGGCGUCAAUUUUCUGGACUAGCACAAACUGGAGCCUGGGGAUGUUUCGAUGAGUUUAACAGAAUUAAUAUCGAGGUGCUGUCGGUGGUGGCACAGCAAAUUUUAUCGAUUCUCUCGGCACUGUCACAAAAAUUAACGAAAUUCAUAUUCGAGGGUGCAGAAAUUUCGCUCGUGAAAACUUGUGGUAUUUUCAUCACCAUGAAUCCUGGUUACGCUGGACGUACAGAAUUGCCAGAUAAUCUCAAAUCAAUGUUUCGUCCGAUAUCAAUGAUGGUGCCUGACAGUAGUAUGAUUGCUGAAAUCAAUCUUUUUGGAGAAGGUUUCCAAAAUACUCGCUCUCUCGCCAAAAAGGUGUUCACCCUAUAUAAUUUGGCGAAGCAACAACUUAGUAUUCAACAUCAUUAUGACUUUGGACUUCGUGGAAUUGUGACAUUGACAAGAUAUGCUGGAAAGAAAAGACGUCUCUAUCCUGAUUUGCCCGAAGAAGAGGUGAUCAUUCUCGCUAUGAAGGACAUGAAUAUAGCAAAACUGACAUCGAACGAUUUGCCUCUCUUCAUUGCCAUUACUUCUGAUCUAUUUCCAGGCGUGAAUGUCCCAUCAGUCGAUUAUCAAGAAAUGAAUACUUACAUUACUCGAGAAGCCGUUAAAUUAAAGUUACAACCAAUUCCGUUGAUUUUGAGAAAAACAAUAGAGUUAUUUGAGACGAAAAAUUCACGACAUUCGACGAUGAUUGUGGGAAAAUCGAAUACAGCGAAAUCAGCUACGUGGACGGUAUUGAAAAAUACGUUGACUUCGUUAAACAAGGAUGGAAAGCAAGGUUUUAAUUCUGUCUAUGAAUUUCCGAUAAAUCCGAAAGCUUUAAAUUUAGGAGAAUUAUAUGGAGAAUAUAAUUUGUCGACUGGCGAAUGGCACGAUGGAGUUAUCUCUUCAAUAAUGCGAAAUACAUGCGCUGACGAUUCUCCCGAUGAGAAAUGGAUUCUAUUCGAUGGACCCGUUGAUGCUGUUUGGAUCGAAAAUAUGAAUAGCGUUAUGGACGACAAUAAAUUAUUAACGUUAAUUAAUAACGAUCGCAUUGGAAUGCCAGAACAAGUUAGUUUACUGUUCGAAGUAGAAGAUUUGGCCGUAGCUUCUCCGGCGACUGUCUCCAGAGCUGGAAUGGUUUACAAUGAUUACAAAGAUUUGGGAUGGCGACCCUAUGUUAAAUCUUGGUUGCAGAAAUAUGAUAAGCCAGAAUUUAUCCACGAGAUGAACGAAUUAUUUGAAGAAUACGUGGACAAAAUUUUAGAAUUCAAACGUUUAAAUUGUGAGGAAAUUGUACCGGUGCCUGAAUUAAAUGCCGUUCAAUCGCUUUGUAAAUUAUUGGAAGUUCUCGCUACUCAAAAAAAUGGCGUAAUUCUUGGUGAAGAUCCUGACGAUUACAGUAAAAUUUGUAAAAAUUGGUUCCUCUUCUGCAUGAUUUGGUCGGUAUGUGCGUCAGUGAAUGAAGAGGGUCGUCAGAAAAUGGACAAUUUCUUACGAGAAUCGGAAAGUAGUUUUCCCAUUAAAGAUACAGUUUAUGAAUAUUACGUGGAUGUGCGCCAGAAAAGUUUCGUCUCUUGGGAGGAGAAAUUAUCUGCCUCGUGGAAAAUUCCCACAGGAAUUCCAUUUUAUAAAAUUGUUGUCCCAACGGUCGACACAAUAAGAUACGAAUAUCUUGUUAGUGUCUUAUUGGAUCAUGAAUUUCCUGUACUUUUGGUCGGUCCGGUGGGAACUGGGAAAACAUCCACUGCACAAUCUGUAUUUGAAUCUUUAGACAAUAUGAAAUACAGUUUUUUGGUUAUAAACAUGUCGGCUCAAACUACUUCAAAAAAUAUUCAGGAAGCUAUUGAAAGUAGAGUUGAGAAGCGAACGAAAGGAGUUUUCGUUCCAGUUGGAGGGAAAAAUAUGAUAACAUUUGUAGAUGAUUUUAAUAUGUCGAUGAAGGAAAUUUACGGAUCACAACCUCCAUUGGAAUUGAUACGUCAAUGGCUGGGAUAUGGAUUUUGGUAUGAUAGGCAGAAUCAAACGAGAAAAUAUGUUCAAAAAAUGCAGUUGAUUGCUGCAAUGGGUCCACCGGGUGGUGGGAGAAAUACAAUUACAGAGAGACUUCUCACGAGAUUUAACGUCAUUAACAUGACUUUUCCUGUGGAAAAACAAAUUAUUCGGAUUUACGGUACAAUGCUCAAUCAACAACUUUUUGAUUUUCAUCCAGAAGUUAAAGGAAUUUCGAACGAAAUAACUAUGGCUACGAUAGAAAUGUACAAUCGAGUGAUUGUAAAAAUGCUACCAACUCCUGCCAAAAUGCACUAUUUAUUUAAUUUGAGAGACAUUUCCAAGAUAUUUCAAGGAUUAUUAAGAAGUCAUAAAGAUUAUCAGUACUCAAAGACCACAUUUUUGAGACUCUGGAUUCAUGAGUCUUUUAGAGUCUUUAGCGAUCGACUCAUAGACGAAAGAGAUCGAGAAUGGUUUGUGAGUCUAUUGAACGAUGAACUGGGAAAACAUUUUGAAUUAAUUUUCCAUAAUUUAUGUCCGGAAAAAAGAAGUCCUGUUUUCGGAAGUUUCAUGAAUGCCUGGAAUAUGUAUGAGGAUCUUACAGACUUGAGUGCUGUUCGCCGUUAUAUAGAAUUGCAAAUUGAUGAAUAUAACGCUUCCCCGGGGGUUGUUCGUCUUGAUCUCACACUUUUUCGCGAUGCAAUUGAACAUAUAUGUCGCAUUGUUCGAGUGAUUUCACAACCGAGAGGAAAUAUGUUACUGGUUGGCAUUGGCGGAAAUGGAAGACAAUCUCUUUCCCGCGUUGCAGGAUAUAUGUGCGAAUUGAACACAUUCCAAAUAGAAGUGACGAAGAAUUAUCGCGUUCCAGAAUUUCGAGAAGAUUUAAAAAUUUUGUACUCAAAGGCCGGUGUUGAUAACAAGCCAACGAACUUUUUGUUUAACGACACACAAGUGGUGGACGAGCAAUUUUUGGAAAUUAUAAACAAUAUGCUGAGUACUGGAGAAGUUGCUAAUUUAUACAAGAGCGACGAAUUUGAUGAUAUAAAAAGCAAAUUAACGAAAGAUGCUGGCAAAGCUGGAUUUUUGCCAACGUCGGAGGCAAUUUAUAAUUAUUUUAUAGAGAGAAUUAGAGCAAAUUUACAUAUUAUAUUGUGCAUGAGUCCAAUUGGCGAUGCAUUUCGAAAUCGAAUUCGACAAUAUCCGUCGCUUAUUAAUUGCACCACGAUUGAUUGGUUUCUUGAGUGGCCAAGGGAAUCUCUGAUAGAAGUGGGCAAUAAAUUUCUCAUGGAUUUAAAUUUAAUUGUCACUAUCACUGGAGAAAAUAGAAUUGAACCAAGACGAUCAGCCACAGCAAUUCCGUUGGCUCCUCUUCAAGAAAGAAUGCUCGAAGGAAUUUCAUCGACAUUUUCUCUCAUUCACGAUUCUGUUUCGCAAAUGUCAAAAAAAAUGUCUCUGGAGCUAAAGCGAUUUAAUUACGUAACGCCGACUAAUUUUUUGGAACUCGUAGCUGGUUAUAAAAGAAUGUUGUUUGAAAAGAGACAAGAAUUAGCGGGUCAAGCGAAUAAAUUACGUGGUGGUUUGUCGAAAAUUGAUGACACAAAAGAGAAAGUUAAUGAAAUGGCGAUUGAACUUGAAGCGACACAAUUGCAAGUGCAAAAAUCGACAAAAGAGUGCGAGGAAUUUUUAGCGACUAUUUUAAUUCAGCAAAAGGACACGGACGAUACACAAAGAAGCGUGACUGCAAAAUCAAUUAAAAUUGCCGAAGAGUCGAGGGAAUGCAAAAGAUUGGAAGAAAUUGCUCGCGCUGAUUUGGCCACUGUCGAACCUGCAAUUAUCGAAGCUAUUAAGGCUUUGGAUGCGUUGAAUAAGAAAGAUUUGUCGGAAAUUAAAUCCUUCACGCGACCACCACCGAAAGUGGAAAUGGUUAUGGAGGCGAUAAUGGUUUUGAAAAAUUCAGAGAAAUCUUGGGCGGAAGCGAAACGUCAAUUGGGCGAUGUUAAUUUUCUAAAUACUUUGAGAGAUUUCGAUAAGGAUCACAUUUCGGACAAAACUUUAAAGACUAUUAGUCGGUAUACAAAUAAUCGAGAAUUUGAUCCUGUAAAAGUUGGCGUUGUAUCGAUGGCUGCAAAAUCGCUUUGCAUGUGGGUUAUAGCUAUGGAAAAGUAUGGAAAACUUUAUAGAAUUGUAGCACCGAAAAGGGAGAAAUUAGAAUCGGCUUUGGUGUCUUUACGGGAGAAGGAAGCCGCUCUCGCGGAAGCUGAGAAUCAAUUACAAAAAUUACGUCAAGAAUUGCAAAAGUUACAAGCAAUGUACGAUGCUAAAAUGAAGGAGAAAAGCGAUUUAAUUGAGAUGGAAGAGUUAUUGAAGUUAAAAUUGGAAAGGGCAGCAAUGCUACUGGACGGUCUUUCUGAAGAGCGAAUAAGAUGGGAAAAUACAGUUGCAAUUUUAGGAAAUCUUUUCGAUUUAUUACCUGGAGAUUGUUUGAUUUGCACUGCAUUUGUUUCUUACUUGGGUCCAUUUGUCUCUAAUUACAGAGAAGAUUUAUUCAAACAGUGGACCAAUGAAGUCCUCGAGAAAGAAAUUCCAAUGUCUCUCGAUUUGGAUAUUAAACAAUUUUUAAGCAAUCCAACGACAAUCAGAGAGUGGAAUAUUCAAGGUUUGCCGUCCGAUGAUUUUAGUACGGAAAAUGGAAUAAUAGUGACAAGAGGAACACGCUGGCCUCUUGUUAUAGAUCCUCAAUGUCAAGCCGUAAAGUGGAUUAAGAAUAUGGAAGAAGACAAUGAUUUAAAAGUAAUCGACUUUGGACAAUUUGAUUUUACAAAAAUUUUGGAACUGGCUAUUCAAUUUGGAAAGCCGGUACUUUUACAAAACGUUGGCGAAGUUUUAGAUCCGGCAUUGAAUCCAAUCUUGCAGAAGGCUUUCGUUAAAACAGGAAAUCAGAUAAUGAUCAAAUUCAAUGAUAAGAUGAUAACUUUCAAUGAUAAAUUUCGAUUGUUUAUAACUACUAAACUUCCAAAUCCGCAUUAUGCGCCGGAAAUAUCGACGAAAACGACUUUAUGCAAUUUUGCAAUCAAGGAGCAAGGAUUGGAAGCACAACUCUUGGGAAUUGUUGUUAGAAAAGAGAAACCACAGUUGGAAGAACAAAAGGAUAAUUUAGUUUUGACUAUUGCGGCUGGAAAGCGCACCUUGAAAGAACUUGAGGAUAAAAUACUUUAUCUUUUAAGUGUCACUGCGGGAUCACUGUUGGACGAUUUGGAUUUAUUGAAUACGUUGCAAUCUUCAAAAAUGACAUCUGACACAAUUCAACAGUCCUUAAUAAUCACUGAGGAGACAGAAAAGGAAAUCGAUCUUGCUCGUGCAGGAUAUCGUCCUUGCUCGAAAAGAGCGGCCAUUCUCUUCUUCGUUCUGAAUGACAUGAGUCUAAUAGAUCCGAUGUACCAAUUUUCCCUCGAGUCAUACAUCUCUCUUUUCAUGAUUUCAAUCGAGAAGAGUCCGAAGAAUGCCAAACUAAAUGAAAGAAUCAAAGCAUUGAACGAUUAUCACACUUACGCUCUUUACAGAAAUACUUGUAGAGGUCUUUUUGAACAACACAAGCUGCUCUUUUCGUUUCACAUAUGUAUAAAAAUAUUGGAAGCCGAGGGGAAAAUUGUACCUGUGGAAUAUGAGUUUUUGUUGAAAGGCGGAAUUGUCCUCGACAAAGAAAAUCAAUUGGACAAAUCGGUGCAAUGGCUUUCAGACGAAUCCUGGGAUAAUGUUACAGAACUCGAUAAAUUGCCGGGAUUUCAUGGAGCUGCAGAAUCUUUUGAACAAUUUUCCGAAGAAUGGCACAAUUGGUAUAUUCAUACGGAACCGGAGUCACUGGAAUUGCCAGCCGAUUGGGAAAGUGUUUGUGACGAGUUUCAAAAAAUGCUAUUCAUUCGCAGUUGUCGCUCGGAUAGAAUCUCAUUUUGUUUGAUUGAUUUUAUUGCGAAAAAUCUUGGACAAAAAUUCGUGGAGCCACCCGUAUUGGAUGUGAAGGCAGUGCUUGAAGAUUCAGUGGCUCAUUCACCAUUGAUUUUUGUUCUCUCGCCCGGAGUCGAUCCCACUAAUGCACUUUUGCAAUUGGCAGACAAUCAAGACGAGCCCCAACAUAUCAUGACUCUAUCACUUGGCCAGGGACAAGCACCAAUCGCUACCAGAAUGAUUGAAACUGGCAUUAAAGACGGAAGCUGGGUAUUUUUAGCGAAUUGUCAUUUAUCAUUGAGCUGGAUGCCACAAUUGGAUAAAAUUGUUGAAAAUCUAUCGUCCAAUAAAAAUUUGCAUCCAAAUUUCAGAUUAUGGUUGAGUUCAAGUCCAACGCCACAAUUUCCGAUAUCAAUUCUUCAAGCGGGAAUCAAAAUGACUACAGAACCACCAAAAGGCAUCAGGGCCAAUAUGACGAGACUUUACGGCUUGAUGAACGAAAAUCAAUUUGAAAUGUGCCAAGCAAAAUCGAAAUUCAAAAAACUUCUCUUCACACUCGUCUUCUUUCAUUCGAUUCUCAUAGAGAGGAAGAAAUUUCAACAACUCGGUUGGAAUAUCGUCUACAGCUUCAAUGACUCCGAUUUCGAGGUGUCGGAAAAUCUCUUGGAAGUGUACCUGGACGAAUAUCCAGAGACUCCAUGGGAGUCGUUGAAAUAUUUAAUAGCCGGAAUUUGUUACGGUGGACACGUGACAGACGACUGGGAUCGUCGUCUAUUAAUGAGCUAUGUCGAUCAAUAUUUUACUGACGAAACUUUAAAUGUGCCAUUUUAUCGUCUAUCAAGUUUGCCAACGUACUUCGUGCCACGCGACGGUCCUUUUGACUCUUAUAAAGAUUUUAUUUCACUUUUCCCGAACAUUGAUCGUCCCGAAGCAUUUGGUCAGCACACAAACGCUGAUAUUACGUCUCUAAUUAUUGAAAAUCGAGAAAUGUUUACAACGCUCAUGAGUCUUCACGUUCAAGCGCGUUCCAGUGAUGAGGAAACGAACAAAGAGGAUAAAGUAAUGCAAAUGGCAUUGGAUAUUUCGAGUAAAUUGCCAAAUCCCAUAGACUAUGAAUUGGCGGAAAAAUUAAUAGGACCGGAUAAAAAGCCAUUGGAUGUGAUUCUAUUGCUGGAGAUAACGAGAUACAAUGUUCUUUUGAAGAAGACGAACUCAAGUUUAGAGGAUCUUCGACGUGGAAUAGAAGGAUUAGUUUUGAUGUCCUCCGAGUUGGAAGAAAUUUUCACUUGCAUUUAUGAAGGCCGAGUACCAACAUCGUGGCUGUCUGUGUAUCCAUCGUUGAAACUGCUUGGAUCAUGGGCGAGGGAUUUAAUUAGUCGAGUGAAACAUUUUUCUGAUUGGGCCGAAACGACUCAUCAGCCAACGUUAUUCUGGCUUAGUGCCUUUACAUUUCCCUCUGGAUUUCUCACCGCUGUUCUGCAAAUAUCCGCCAGAUCAUGGAACAUUCCGAUUGAUUCCUUAUCUUGGGAAUUCACUGUCUUCACUGAGGAUGAGCAUUUAAUUGAGGAGCCACCAGAAGAUGGAAUUUAUGUGAGAACGAUUUAUCUCGAGGGAGCUGGAUGGGAUUUAGAAAAUGGAAUACUUACGGAGCCUGCUCCAAUGUCACUUGUCUGUAACAUGCCGGUAAUUCAUUUCCGACCAGUGGAAAAUAUCAAAAAGAGAGUUAAAGGAAUUUAUAAUUGUCCCUGUUAUUACUAUCCACAAAGAAGUGGUGCUUAUGUCGUUACAAUUGAUUUAAAUUCCGGCCAAGAAGGAUCUGAUUUUUGGAUAAAACGAGGAACAGCUCUUUUAUUAAGUCUAGCAAAUUAAUUUCUUUUAUUAAUGCAAUUUACA
Messenger RNA from Leptopilina heterotoma, 13038 nucleotides. RefSeq names its product dynein axonemal heavy chain 2 (gene kl-2). The coding region runs from base 97 to 13014 and encodes 4305 amino acids. Gene Ontology annotation, cellular component: dynein complex. Gene Ontology annotation, biological process: microtubule-based movement. The record is from RefSeq and is a predicted model, not a curated record. Lineage: Eukaryota; Metazoa; Arthropoda; Insecta; Hymenoptera; Figitidae. Gene Ontology annotation, molecular function: dynein light intermediate chain binding; dynein intermediate chain binding; ATP hydrolysis activity. The transcript has 63 exons.